UGUCUUUAUCUUUCAUCCCCACAAGAAACUUAUACUACAAAAUUCAUAAUGGAGAUGCCUACCAAAAUUUACACUCAUUCUGCUUACCUGUAUACCAUUUUCUGUUUUCAAUUCUGAUCUUCUACUUCUUACAUUUUCUAUAUAUAUACCAAAAUUAUAUCCUUUUCUUGUAUAGUACAAAAUACAGUUAAAUUCAAAUAUGGCUCUUUUUGUCAACUUCAUUUCCAUCAUUCUUCUUUUCUCAUUUGCUACAGCUUGUGAUCGCUGUGUUCAUCAAUCAAAGGCUGCUUACUUCUACAAUGAUUCCCCACUUUCAUCUGGAGCUUGUGGGUAUGGUUCUUUGGCUUUAAACUUUAGUGGAGGAUUUAUUGCAGCGGGUGUUUCUUCGUUGUACAAAAAUGGUGCUGGUUGUGGUGCUUGUUUUCAGAUAAGAUGCAAAAACAAUGGUGUUUGUAGUAAAUCGGGGACUAAAGUGAUAUUGACUGAUCUGAAUACAAAUAACAAGAAUGAUUUCGUGUUAAGCUACAGAGCUUUUAAAGCCAUGGCCAAAGCUGGAAAGGAUCAAGAUGUUCUAAAGCUAGGUAUCGCUGACGUGGAAUAUAAAAGAAUACCAUGUGAUUUUAAAGGUCAAAAUUUGGCUGUUCGAGUUGAAGAGUCGAGCAACAAUUCUGGUUACUUGGCAAUCAAAGUUCUCUACCAAGGUGGUCAAACAGAAAUUGUUGCAAUGGAUGUUGCUCAGGUUGGUGCACCAAAUUGGAAUUUCAUGAGUCGGAAUUACGGGGCAGUGUGGGACACAAGCAGGGUACCAAGUGGGCCAUUGCAGUUCAGAUUUGUUGUGACAUCGGGCUACGAUGGCAAGUACAUUUGGGCCAAAAAUGUCUUACCAGCAGACUGGAAGCCCGGUUUCAUUUAUGACACUAUAGUUCAAAUCACUGAUAUUGCUCAAGAGGCAUGCUCUCCUUGUGAUGAUACUCAAUGGAAAUAGAUAUAUUGUGCAUCUAUAUCUCAGCUUUAAACUGCUGUGUUUUCUUGUUUAAAUUAUCAUACGUGGUUUACGCAUACAUACGUAUAUUAUAUACAGAUAAAUACGUAUAUAGGUGUAAUAAAUUGGUAUUAAACUAAACAAUGCUUUCUACUUUUUGAGAAGGAAGAAUAGUUAACUAUUGCCUUUUUAA
Molecule: messenger RNA, 1175 nt
Organism: Beta vulgaris subsp. vulgaris (sugar beet)
Lineage: Eukaryota; Viridiplantae; Streptophyta; Magnoliopsida; Caryophyllales; Amaranthaceae
Product: expansin-like A2
Exons: 5
Coding region: 200-985 (261 amino acids)
Biological process (GO): sexual reproduction
Cellular component (GO): plant-type cell wall; plasmodesma; extracellular region
Source: RefSeq, a predicted model, not a curated record